AGUGAACGUUGUGACGGCGCGUCGCAACGGCAACGAGCGUCGGGAUGCUUUUCACACGGUGGGCGUACCGAAUACAAUAUUUUUGACAAUAUAAUUUUCUGUCUCUAUCGCUCUCAUAUAAUCGUGUUAUUUUCGUCGCCCUUCUGGGGCUGCUUAGUGCCAAAAUUUGGUUUUUGUUCCGAUUUUUUCAAAACAUAAACUGUUUGCGAAUUUUUCGAGACGUUUUAUGAACUUUUAUCGAUAGUAGGAGCUGUUGUUUAUGAGCCAGGAUGCCACAAGGUCCUAAGCCCAGUCCUUUGAUGAAGCCCUUCGUGGUUUUAGCACUUCCUGGAAUGUACUUGUUUUACAAGUACAAUCAAUAUAAAAGAAAACGGAAGGAAAAUGCCACUAGACGUCUUGCCGAGCGCGAGUUACUUCAUUUAAACAAUAAAAUCGAAAAGCUACUCAGCAAACUGGAUGAGACAGAACCGGAACUGGCGACGUGUCAAGAAGAAGAGUGCGUAAUAUGCAUAAACGCCAAAGCGACAAUGCAAACAUCUCCUUGUGGACAUCAAGUUGUCUGCAGAAAAUGCUUCGUGAAAACGAUCCAAAUAGCCGUUUCCCAGAGACUUCUUCCUUUGAGAUGCGUCAUAUGCAGAGCGAAAAUACUUAGGCUCAAGACUGGACCUAUUCUUCCAACAUCGGCGAGUGGUUAUUCGAUGACAUCUAGAGCAUCAUCAGUACCACAAUCAGAUAGUUUGUACAGCGUUAGUAGUGGAGGAUCAUCCAUAUCUUCUACGUCAAGUUCUUCCAAUGGUAGCAAAGGAGAAGUUCCAUGCUGCGGAGGCAGAUGUUUGGGAGCUUAUCCUCGUCAACCAGUUACGGGAGCGAUUAAACGUUCCCAACAACACGCGAUGAAAAUCAGAAUACAAGAUUACUGCAGGCCUGAAAAAACACACGUGAAUCGAUUACCGCCAAUUAGGGAGCUACCAGGACAAAGCCCUCUGCAUAAUGUACCACCAGCUUCUACCAGAAUUAGGUGCGCCCAGAAGAUUGUCACCCAGCUAGAGCUGCCUUUGAUGAAAAAGGGUUACAAAUACGAGAAACUACCCCAAGAAGAGGAAGAAGAAGAAAUUGUAGUUAAUACGAAACCGAUAGAAAAAGAUAGAAGAUGGUGGCGUGAUAGAACAAAAAGCGAGGAAAGGAUCGACAACAAAAAAAAUGAAAUAGUUGAAAAACAGAUGGAAAUGAAGGAAAAGAAGAUUAAAGGAGAUAAAACUAACGAUAAAAAUACGAACGAAGAUAAAUUCUAAAUGGGAUAUUAUGAUAUUUUCGAGAAGUUUUAAAAUAUUAGAGUUAAAAAAAAAUUAUAUCAAAUUCAUCCUGUUAUUGUCAAUUAGAUUUUUAACAGUCAAUAAUUAAUAAAUAACAAGUUUUAAAAACAAAUAUUUUUCAAUAUUUUGAAUCGUAUUCUAAUAAAGAAAGAAGAAGAAGUUGUCAAAAUAUUAGAAAAUAUUUACAAAAUAAAGAAGAAACGAAAAUAAUGGGAAUAGGAAAAACUAUGAAUUUAUCGGACUCGAUUCGGUUUAAAACAUUUUGGUUUCUAAUCUUCUGGUAUUAUUCCAUAACGAGCAGGAUCCUGAUGAUAAAAUUUGAUUCUUCAUUCUAUUAAAUUAGUUUUCACCUUACAAUUUCGGAAAAUAUAAUAAUAUAGGUACUGCAAAAGUUAUUAGAAUCAAACAAGCUCUAGACGACAAAAAAAUUACAAUGGAAACAACGUUCAUACUAGAAAUCACGUGUUAGAAAAAUGCCUUGAAAUAUAAAUGCUAUUCAUCGAUUUCAAACAAGCAUUCGACAGUAUCAAAAACUGUUAGUACCACAAGAGUUAAUAGUACUUGUAAAAAUGACUAUUGAAUCUUGGGGCAACGGUGUUGAUAAAAAGACUAUAUGUCCAAAAAAAAUUGUGGAGGAUGUACGGAAAAAAUGUUUAGAAAUGAACCGAAAUGAUGAGAAUAUUUGAAAGGAAAACAAAUAGAAAAACUCAUUGGACAAACGAAGCAAGAAAUAACGAAUAUCGAAAACUUGUGAUCUAUGAAAUUAACAAUAUUGUAAACACAAUUAAAACAGAAAAAAUCACGUGGUAGACCCACAUUAACAUCGUGGGAAAACGACAGGAAGAUCAAAAAUCAAAUGGAAAAUCAGAUACUACCGGGAAGAUCAAAAAGUUAAUGAAACAAUCAGAUUUGCAAACGAGUAACAGACCGAUGCAAGACAAAAAUAAAUGUAUAACAAUAAUCGAAGCUUUAAAAGUUAUAAAUAAGUUGUGGAGUAACAUAAUAUCUACUGGUGACUGGUUAAUACAGCGACGAAUAUUGAAUUACAUCUCUUCCGAAGAAGAUGAUGUCCAUCGACAUUAUUAUCAAUAUCAUCAACAUUAAUGGCUCGCAUUUACAUACAUUUCUAUUCAACAACAAGAUAAAUGUUUUAGAAUUAACGUCAAUUAUUCAAAAUGUCAUUUCGAUUAUACUAAAUCCAAGAAAUUAGAUCAGUUUCCGAAAGACGAAGAACUGGAAGACCCGGACCAACAAGAUGUAUUUGCGUAUUGAUUUGCUUUAUUAGAAGAAUAAUCCGUAACGCUAAAUUAUGAUUCAAGACAAUACCAUUAACACCUGUGCAUAGGUGACAAAAAUUAGUUUGGAAACAUAGGCGCUUAGCUCAUUUUGAUUGGUUAUAAAAAAGGGUUUAUAAAUCUUUAUAAAGCAAGCUUGGGAUUAGUUACAAAAAGUUCUUGACGAUCAAAAAUCGUACAAGAUAGAAGAUUUAUUUGAUCAAUUUGUUGAAAACGUGCCAAGAAGAAUUCCUUCAAUGGUAUCUACAAAUAGGGAUCGUGCAGAAUUAUUCUCAACAAACCAACGAAUUCCGGGUAUAUCAAAUGUGCCGCGCCUUCGCCGAAUUUUACUACAAUCGUACAGGACCGGCUCCAGAACUCAUAGGAUUAGGAGAUGAACAUAAAUUUGACAGAUUAGCUUCUUACGGAGAUUUUCUUUUCGAUUGUUUAUAUGACUACGUUCAUAUUGAGAGAAAAAGGUUAUAUUUUACUAAAAUAAAACUCUCUAAUUAAUGCUAAACGAUGGAGAGAAACAGCAAACGUUCAUUUAUUAUAAAAAAAUUAUUAAUUCGUAUUGUUUCCAGUGUAUUUUCACUGCAAUCUGUUACUUUAUUUUUACGUGGAUCGAAACGAAAAAGGCGACGGCUACACUGGUUUGUCUGCAGACAUUUUCGGUAUUCUUUUUUGAAAAUAAUAUCUCGUAUUAUUUCGACUUUCUUCGUAUCCUUAAACCGAAAAUAUUCAAGCGGGUAAAUAUUUAAUUAUUCAAAUCAAUCAAUUUUCGUAUUCUCAUUAUUUUUAUAAACACGAAAUUUUAAAAAGUAUAAUAAUAAAGUGAAUAGAUGUUAUCGUCCCGAUCCAUACGAUCACUCUGUGUAUAAACAAUUAGCUAGUCUGUUAGAAUAUAGGCAAACAUAUCCGAAAAUCAAAAUGCGAAAUACAAUAAAUGUUUUUAACGUAAAAAAUGUGGUUUAGUACAAAUAUCCAACUUUGUUUUUAUACAUAGUGAAAAUGAAAGUUUUCAACGUUGGCAAUAAUAUUUAGAGCGUAUUUUAUUUAAUAGAUUCAUAGUUCGGUAGAAAUAUUUGUUACCCAUAUAGAAAUCCGAUAAAUUUGAUCAAUGAAUUAUGAAAAUAUCAUAUUGCUUCAAGUUAAUACAUUAAUUUACCUAAUUUUAAUUAUAUAACGCAUAUCAUUACUAUAAAUAUUCUUUAAAAUAUGUUUUUUUUUUAAUUUGAGCUAAGAUAAAAUUGAUAUUACGAACUAACACGACGAUAAAAUUGGAGAGACAAACAUAGUCCAGUGAACAACGGUAAAAAUAUGGUAUCACCUCAGAAUUUCAUCGAGACGCAUGAAAUUUUGGACUUAACUGCUAUUAACCCUUCACCCCAAAAUCUAACCUAUGCAAAUAAGUGCAAAUUAUUAUAUGAGGUGAAAACUACCCCUUAUUAUCAAAAAAUAAAAGUUAAAGCAUUUAGAAAGUUAAAAAAAAUAUAUUUGUAGGAUUAAAAUAAAGAUAGCAUGUUGUUUUAGGAUACUAUUUGUGUUUUCAACCCUUAAUCAAUGUAUUUCAACCCGUAUUAUAUCCUUAUAAACGUAAAAAAUCUCCUUUCACAAAAUCAGAUGUUGCCAGUACCAUAUAUGCCUUAUUUAUAAUCUGUUUGUUAAAUUUUGAGCUAGGUAAGAGAUUUUAUAGGAAAAUUCAUAAUCUAUUAGGAUAAAAGGAUUUGGAAUACAUUGAAUCCUUUAUUUUUAAAAGGGAAACGUUCAAAGGACUCCAAAACGGUAUCAGGCACACGCUACUAAGAACUUUGAAAGGUUAUAUCUCGGUUAAUUCUUAACCUACCAUUUUCUUGAAACUUUUCGUUAAAUUAUAUUUCCAAAAUAACCUUUAAGUUCAAACGAAUCAAUGACUUCUUUGAGAUUUUGUCAAUUCUCUUAAUUUUAUCAAUGUGUACAAUAUUACUUUGAAUGUAUAUACCUCAAAUUGUAAAUGCAAUAAA
Diorhabda sublineata is the source of this 4590-nucleotide messenger RNA. RefSeq lists its product as uncharacterized. Lineage: Eukaryota; Metazoa; Arthropoda; Insecta; Coleoptera; Chrysomelidae. The record is from RefSeq and is a predicted model, not a curated record. The transcript has 7 exons. The coding region runs from base 270 to 1292 and encodes 340 amino acids.